AUGGUUGCAUCACGUAACCCCCAAACAGCUCGCUUCUGCUGGCAGUACCUUCAGCUAGAGCAAUCCUUGGACUUCCCCGACGGCGAGCUCCUCCGCGAUGAGGCCGUCCAGGAGACCAUCUACCAGCAGCUCUUUGCGCCCAACGCACCGACACCCCUUCCUCCGGCGCGGUACCGGCUGCGCGUCCUGAAGGAGCUCACUUCCCGGAUAGAAUCUGCGAUCGAGGAUUGGGAAACGCAUGGUAUUUCGGAUAACCUGAUGGACGCCAUGGCCGAGCUCGUUGCGCAGCCGCUGCCGAGUGAGGCAGAGGCUGCCCAGGAGAGGUGCUACGUUACAUACUAUCUGUCGUUGCUGGAAGGAGGACUGGAGAAGCCGCACAUCACGCUGCUGGAGUCAAGAUCGCUCAUUUCUGCGUCUGGGACGACCGGCCUUAGGACCUGGGAGGCGGCGCUGCAUCUUGGACAAUUCCUCUCCGUUAACUCGGGACUCGUCAAGGACAAACGUGUGCUUGAGCUGGGCACUGGCACUGGAUACUUGGCUGUUCUCUGUGCUAAGUAUCUCGGGACCAGUCAUGUCAUUGCCUCUGACGGUUCAGAGGAGGUCGUUGAGAAGCUCUCAGACAACCUCUUCGUCAACGGACUUCAAGACUCGGACAAAGUGCAGCCAAUGGAGCUUAAAUGGGGCCAUGCUCUGCUGGGGACCGAGGAAGAACACUGGAACGGAGGACGCAAGAUAGAUGUUGUCCUCGGCGCAGACAUCACCUAUGAUGUGAGCGUCAUUCCGGCGCUGAUAGCGACGCUAGAGGAGCUGGUAGACUUGUAUCCCGGCAUCUCCAUCAUCAUUGCUGCGACCGAGAGGAACAGGGAGACGCCCACUCGGCCCGCGCGCAGCAAAAAUCCCCAGGCAAAGGAAAAUCCCACUUCGAAACCACCCGGUAUCGAGAUCGUGGAAGUCUCGCAACAUCGACGACCCCCAACCGCGAAGAUGGCCGACACCGACUCCCCGGUAACGUUGCGCACGCGCAAGUUCAUCCGCAACCCUCUGCUUUCCCGCAAGCAGAUGGUCGUUGACAUCCUCCACCCUGGCCGCCCCAACAUCUCCAAGGAUGAGCUCCGCGAGAAGCUGGCCACCAUGUACAAGGCCCAGAAGGACCAGGUCAGCGUGUUCGGCCUGCGCACGCAGUACGGUGGCGGCAAGACCACCGGCUUUGCCCUCAUCUACGACUCGCCCGAGGCCUUGAAGAAGUUUGAGCCGCGCUACCGGCUGGUGCGCGCUGGCCUGGCCGCCAAGGUUGAGAAGGCGAGCAGACAGCAGCGCAAGCAGCGCAAGAACCGCCUCAAGACCCUGCGCGGCACGGCGAAGGUCAAGGGCGCCAAGGCCAAGAAGGAGAAAUGA
Thermochaetoides thermophila DSM 1495 is the source of this 1395-nucleotide messenger RNA. Its product is annotated as 40S ribosomal eS24 domain-containing protein. Gene Ontology annotation, cellular component: ribosome. Lineage: Eukaryota; Fungi; Ascomycota; Sordariomycetes; Sordariales; Chaetomiaceae. The record is from RefSeq and is a predicted model, not a curated record. Gene Ontology annotation, molecular function: structural constituent of ribosome. Gene Ontology annotation, biological process: translation. The coding region runs from base 1 to 1395 and encodes 464 amino acids. The transcript has 5 exons.